Molecule: messenger RNA, 1296 nt
Organism: Colletotrichum spaethianum
Lineage: Eukaryota; Fungi; Ascomycota; Sordariomycetes; Glomerellales; Glomerellaceae
Product: SET domain-containing protein 3
Exons: 2
Coding region: 1-1296 (431 amino acids)
Source: RefSeq, a predicted model, not a curated record
AUGGCGGCAUUGAUGUCCGUUCUGGUAGCUGGUCUCGCCAUUUUCGGAGGCUAUACGUAUGGCCCAGUCGCCAAACGUAUGGCCACGCUUAUCGGCUUCGGACGAGAGGCUGUCAACACCCCAGUUCUGCAUGGUGGAGACUUUAUUGCCAUUGAAGAUACGGUUCAUUGCGAAGACAUUCAUCACCAUGUUCCAAGCGGGUUUCUAUUCACUGCCUGCGAGGACGAUGAAACGACCCGUGCCUUGUGGUUCCCCGGCUUAGGCCACCUUGAUGAUCCGGUUAAAGGCAGUAAACAAAAAGGGUCCAUUCACGUCAUUGAUCCUAAGGAUAUGACUCAAAAACGUCUUCGAUUUGAGAACUUUGACAGCACUUUCGUCACUCACGGUAUCGAUGUUAUCUCGGACCCUCAAAAGCCGGAAGCAGUCUACAUCUUUGCCAUCAGUCAUGUACCGCAUCCCGAGUACCUAGCCACUAAGAUUGGUGGUCAGGACAAGCAGAAAGUCGUUCAGAAGUCCCUGUCUCGCGUCGAGAUUUUCCAUCACAUCUUGGGGUCAUCCACUGUCAAGCAUGUGCGCACUGUCAUUCACCCGUUGAUAAAGAAUCCGAACGAUAUCGUUGCUGAGGAUCCGUACUCAUUCUAUGUCACGAAUGACCACUAUAACUCCGAAGGUAUCGGAAGAUUGAUUGAGGAUCUAUUACCUAUCACAUCGUGGACCACUACCAUCCACGUCCGCGUUGAGGAGAUGUCCGCCCUUCUCCCCACCGAUGGAAUCAAAGCGGCGGUGGCUCUAUCGGGGCUUCGAAACAACAACGGUUUGGGUCAUGGUCGAAAGCCUGGAGAGAUUAUUGUCGAUAAUUGUGCCGCUGGGGAGAUCCACCUCGGCCAGCCCUCCUCGGACCCGAAAAAUACCAGCAUCAGCUUUACGGAAACCAUCAAAGUGGACAGCUACAUCGACAAUCCUUCUUGGUUUGAGGACCCUUACCGAUCCGAAAUUGUAGAUGCCAGUGGCUUCGUUCUUGCGGGCGUGUCGCGGCCGAUUGAGGUUCUGAAGCGGGCUAAAGAAGCAAAGCCCCAAAUCGGUUCGAUCGUGUGGUACGUUAAGCCGAACGCGGGAGUCACAGGUGGCUAUGAGAAACGAGUCUUGUUCGAAGAUGAUGGGACAAGAAUAAGCUCGGCUGCAACUGCGGUCUUGGUAGCUAUUGACCCGAGUCAAGAGAAGGGUAAGAGGAAGGCAUGGCUCUUCAUCACAGGUUUCUUGUCUAGCAGUGUCGUUGCCGUCAAAGUGGACCUCUGA